Molecule: messenger RNA, 1600 nt
Organism: Annulohypoxylon maeteangense
Lineage: Eukaryota; Fungi; Ascomycota; Sordariomycetes; Xylariales; Hypoxylaceae
Product: 60S ribosomal protein L10
Exons: 5
Coding region: 596-1258 (220 amino acids)
Biological process (GO): ribosomal large subunit assembly; translation
Cellular component (GO): cytosolic large ribosomal subunit; ribosome
Molecular function (GO): structural constituent of ribosome
Source: RefSeq, a predicted model, not a curated record
GUUGGUACCAGCAAAGUGGUGAACUGGGGCCUUAGACAACAUAGAGUAGUACUCUAGCUCGGACUUGCGGAGAGGAGGGGUGUUUCCGGAGAUGAUGACAAGCUUGGCCUUGCCGGAUCGCAAGCUCUUGAGAGUAGACUUGUAGCCGAGGGUGACCUUUCCAGACUUCAUAACAAGCGCAAGACGCGAGUUGAUGCUGUUGGCAUCCUUCUUGUUCUUCUUGGGGGCCAUCUUGAUUGUUGGAUUUAUUCGACGUUUCGUGGAAGGUCUUGCGUUGUCGGAAACGAGUAAAGAAAUCAAGAAGUAGAAGUUGGAUAUGAAGAAGUCGCAUAAAAAAAUUCCAGUGAUCAGUGGUUUUAGCCCUAACUCCACUUUUCAAUCAGGCGAAUAUGAAAUAAAUGAACCAAUAAGGUACCCCGCCACACACCCACUUAAUCCGCUUAUGUGACUCGCCUUGCUUUGAAAUCAAAGUGAGGAAUUUCACCGCGAAAGUGUCAAAGGAGUCUCAGGUCUCUCCCUCCUGCUAGAUUUAAUCUUCCCCCAAACAACAACUUACCCUCAAUCCACCACAACAUCAUCGACGAACUCAUUCAAGAUGGCGCGUCGUCCCGCAAGAUGUUACCGAUACUGCAAGAACAAGCCGUAUCCUAAGUCGCGCUUCAACCGUGGUGUCCCCGACCCCAAGAUCCGCAUCUUCGAUCUUGGCCGAAAGCGUGCGACCGUCGACGACUUCCCUCUCUGCAUCCACCUUGUCUCCAACGAGUAUGAACAGCUAAGCUCCGAGGCCCUCGAGGCCGCCCGUAUUUGCGCCAACAAGUACCUGGUCAAGAUGGCUGGAAAGGAAGGUUUCCACCUGCGCGUCCGCGCUCACCCCUACCACGUCGUCCGUAUCAACAAGAUGUUGUCUUGCGCUGGUGCCGAUAGACUGCAGACUGGAAUGCGUGGUGCUUGGGGCAAGCCCAACGGAACCGUUGCCCGUGUCAACAUCGGUCAGAUCAUCCUGAGUGUUCGCACUCGUGAUUCUAACCGUGCUAUCGCUCUUGAGGCACUCCGACGAUCCCAGUACAAGUUCCCUGGCCGACAAAAGAUUAUCAUCUCCAAGAACUGGGGUUUCACUCCUCUUCGCCGUGAUGAGUAUCUUGAGAAGAAGGCUGCUGGCCGUGUCAAGGUUGAUGGUGCUUACGUUCAGUUCCUUACCAACCACGGUAACCUCGAGAACAACAUGAAGCGCUUCCCUGACGCCUUCACCGAGGUUUAGGUGGUUUAGUCAUGAAGAGAAAGCAAAUCUGGGUUGAGGGGACAGGCGUAUAAUGGGUUACCAUAGCACUGCUACAGGACAGUCAAUUCGGAUAUUGCAUUUGCACCACAUCGUUGUUCAUUUCGAUGACGUUCAUUACAGGCUUCGUGAGGAUGAGAAUAAUGAAUUUGACCACGAUACCUAGUUCUUAGGUCGGCCUGCCGUAGUUUUCCCUAGACAAUUCUAGAUGAUUGCUUUCUAAUAACUUGCGGAUUUUCACUUCGAGGACGUAUUGUAUAAGUUGAUAUGUGAACACUCGUGAAAUAGUAGCGUGUGUAGAUUUGAUUUGGAUGAGAUCUUAUG